GAUAAUUAUCGAAUAGUCAUCGAUGAGCUGCCAAAAUAGCUCAGAUAUUUCAUAACAAUUUCUCGGCGAAAUUUAAUAAAUUUUUUAAGAAAUGGCGCAAAGUAGAUUGGAAAAAAUCGGCACCAUAUUCACCAGGGUGGAUGGUUUGAUAAAGGCCAAUGCUAUGAGAUUUGAGGACCGACCUAUUUGGUAUGAUUUAUAUGCAGCUUUUCCUCCAAAACUAGAACCCCGAUUUGAUCGUCCUGCUCAAGAUAUAAAAAUUAAAAAUAUAUUUUAUGCCGAAGAUGUUGCAAGAGCAAAGUUUCAAAAAAAGGAGAAGCAGUAUGAAAUAAUAAAUUUACUGGACACAAGGCGCAAAACACAAACGCAAAAUUUCAUUGCAAUAUACCAAAACUUAAAAAGUCAAAAUCCUCUGGACGAGGAAAAGCUGUAUGAGACGUCUGUUGAAAUGUUGGGCGAACAAUCAAGAGCUCCAAAUGCUGAAGGAGGAACAGACACCGCUGUUAGGACCAGUCUAUUAGCGGACUUUGUAGAUAGUAAAGCGAACAGUGAAAGUCUAGCAACUACUAAUGUAGACAUCAAAAAGCUGUUUAGUGAAUAAAAGUUUCUUUUUACCUUCCUUUUA
Rhagoletis pomonella (apple maggot) is the source of this 625-nucleotide messenger RNA. RefSeq names its product probable 28S ribosomal protein S23, mitochondrial (gene mRpS23). Gene Ontology annotation, biological process: translation. Gene Ontology annotation, cellular component: ribosome; mitochondrion. Gene Ontology annotation, molecular function: structural constituent of ribosome. The transcript has 3 exons. Lineage: Eukaryota; Metazoa; Arthropoda; Insecta; Diptera; Tephritidae. The record is from RefSeq and is a predicted model, not a curated record. The coding region runs from base 92 to 601 and encodes 169 amino acids.